AUGAGGAGUUUCAGGUAUAUUCUGUGCUCUUUUGCGGCGUGUAUGCUGCCCAUCUUCUGCGGCGAUGUCGCAAACGGGAGUGCAGUGCUGGGCAGUUUACUGCGUCCUUUUGACACCCUCAGUCUACAUUCAGCGUUACACCCCUCGAGCUUGCUUAGUGGGGAUCGUCGAGUGCCCGGAGCUGAAGUGCGUUCUUUCCUCCCGAAACCCGGAGACGUGAGUCUUUUGGACGCAACAAAUACCGUAGAACUGCUUUCAACAAUCAGACAGCAACGCUCUUCACUACCAGAUCAUAUUCAACCAAGGUCUACCAGCUUUUCAGGCAGGAAAUUCACCAUUGUCUCGGCUCUGUUUGGAGACGACGUGGCGGAUCAGAAGCUGAGAGAAGGUUUUGGCCCGCCUGGGACAACCCACUUGGAGCAAGAUACUCUGAAGCGGCGGACUACCACAACGGAGUGGAAAGCGACAGAUCCACGGCUCCGCAGCGUAAAUGAGGCUUUAGGGCUACACGGCUAUCCACCGCUGCCGUAUGUGCCUGCUUUCCUUAAAGAAAAGGCCAAUGCAUCCCUCGGAUCAGACCCUUUAGAGCAGCUGCUUGAGCACAUCAACAGUGGGAAGGGUCUCCCGGAGACCGUCAUUAACGAAUUCACUUCAGAUGACUAUAACUCGAUCCGCACCACUUGGCGCCUUCCUUCCACAGUCUUACCCUCACCAAAUAAGGGCCUCGCCAACAGUCCGUGGCCAAUCCCCCACCGGAACAGCUCUGCGCAGGCUAGCACCACCCUGGCAGGUCCUGAUGGGAGCCAUCGUCUGAGUCACAACUUUUUGAAUCAGGCUAUGGUAAUAUCAAAUCCAAUAACGCUAUUCUAUACGCCAGACGAAAAAUAUCUCUGGGGUAGCAGCUGGACUACCAUUUUCAAAGUAGCACGCACAAAGACCUCACUGUCAAUUGUGGGCUUUGUGCCAAAGUCAGUAGAGACCAUCCUAGGAGACAAAUUCCACGGAGCCUAUGCGCUCCUCACACAAGAAGAGGUUUUCGUCGUUUCGACUGGCAAACGUUUGGAAGCAUACUACGACGUGCCAGGCUCCAAUGGACAAAAAAUCAUGGUACACCCCGAGGCUUUUACCCUGAAAGAGGGACUCCAAAAUCUUGGAGCAGAAGCACCUCGGUCUCAAGAAGUUUUCCGUGCCCUGUGCAUGACUCACGACGGCCACAUUGCUUGGGUCACCAACGUUGGUCGUAUGGGCAUUUUGAGCCGCGACGUGAAGAAUGGCGGUUUCCGCAAUGCUUUGGCCACUCUGAUGUUAGGCUCGGCAAAACAAGCGAGAUCGCCUGCAAAGACAGAUAAGACAAUAACCCCUGAUGGUAUAUCAGGUUCAUCCGAUGUCCCUGAAGUUGAAGCAGAGGAUCUCGACGUGUCAAACAAUAUUGCGUGCGAUAACAAGGGUGGAAUAUAUGUGGUAUCUUCCAAAUACAUGCACAAGGCCGUAUGGGAUGGAGAGAAGCUUACUGUGUCAUGGGAAGAACCAUACGAUCUUGAACCUGCAUUGGGAGGGACAGCCCCCGUGCGCCUUGGGGAAGGUUCCGGCAGUACUCCAACCCUCAUGGGCACGGAAGAUCGUCAAUUUGUGGUCAUCACGGACAGCUCAAAGCUGAUGAACCUGGUAGUACUGGAUGCACAAACGGGAAAGGUACAUGCCAGGCAUCCAGUUACCUUCGGAGAUCCAGCAGCUAAAGAAACUUCGAGUGAGCAGUCCGUGCUAGUUCAUGGUUGGCGCAUGGCCGUUGUUAACAAUCAGCCCACUGAGGAGGCAAAGAUGUCUACCAGCUUCUUGCAGUACCUUGGAAGCCCCAAUAGCUUUCUAUCAGGACUGAAGUCAGCGGGAAUUCAGUUGCCUCUACUUAAUGAAACAAUUGCCUCGGCUCUUCCAGUCAUUGUGGGGGAUGCGCCCAAGGGCGUAGAGCAAUUCGAGUUUGACCCAGACACCAAAGUAAUUCGCACCACCUGGGUUAACAAGAAAAUCUCCAUUCCUAAUGGCAUUCCAACUAUGAGUGCAAAGUCACAGCUGAUGUAUGGCGUGGGCAAGCGCUGCCCUCUCGGGGGAGAUGCAGCACCCCUUCGAGGCAUGUGGACUCUCGAGGCGCUCGACUGGUGGACCGGUAAGAGUAAGUUUCAUUACAACAUUGGGGCGGGGCCCAUGAGCAACUCUGUUUAUGCGGCAACGCAAAUUGGCCCAAACGAAAUUAUCACGGGAACUGCAGGGGGUAUCGUGCGCAUCCUAGAGGAUUGA
Molecule: messenger RNA, 2292 nt
Organism: Cyclospora cayetanensis
Lineage: Eukaryota; Apicomplexa; Conoidasida; Eucoccidiorida; Eimeriidae
Exons: 5
Coding region: 1-2292 (763 amino acids)
Source: RefSeq, a predicted model, not a curated record